AUGUAAUAUAAUCGUUUAGGAAAUACAGGGUUAUUAGUUUCUUAAUUGGGAUUUGGUAACAUGGUCAAUUUCCAACCUGAAGAUGAGGAAGUCAAUGUGGCCAUUAUUAAGAGAGCAUAUGAGGCUGGAAUCAAUUUCUUUGAUACUGCAGAAUUGUUCUUAAUUCCUAUCUAUUAUUAGUUAUCAACAUGGAGAAGCUGAGAAGUAACUUGGUAGAUCCAUUAAAAUACUUAAUAUUCCAAGAGAGAAAUUAGUAAUUACUACAAAAGUGUUUGGUAACUAAGCUCCAGGAGGUAUUUGAUAAUUUAUAGGAUUUAGGAUUAAAUGUGAAUAGAAUGUGUACAUUAAAUAGAAAGCAUAUCAUUGAAGCUGUUAAUACUAGUCUAAAGAAUCUAUAAUUAGAUUAUGUAGAUGUUGUAUAUGCUCAUUAAUAUGAUUGUGAAACACCUAUUGAAGAGAUAGUCAGAGGAUUUAAUACAGUAAUUGAGGAUGGCAAAGCAUUCUAUUGGGCUACUAGUAAUUGGAAUGCUGCUUAAAUUCAAGAGGCUAUUAAUUAUGCAGAUUCUCAUGGAUUGAUUCGACCUAUAGCUGAUCAAGGAGAAUAUCAUAUGUUGGAGAGAAAGAGAUUUGAAUAAGAAUUCGUAGGUUUGUAUGAGAAAUACAAUUAUGGAACUACUAUCUAUAGUCCUUUGUGUGGAGGAUUCUUAACAGGAAAGUAUUUAGAAGGAAUUCCUGAAAAUAGUAGAUGUGGAAAAGAUAAUGGAUGGUUAACAAAGGAGAGAGCUACAAAUAGAUUCUUAUUGAAAUAUAGUAAUAAUAUUUCAAUAUAAUAAUAGCAAGUAAUCCAAAGUGUGUAGAAGGAUUGAAAUAAUUUGUAGCUUUGGCUAAGGAAUUAUCAGUUACUCCAGCUUAAUUAGCAUUAGCUUGGACAAUGAGAAAUAAGGAUAUUGAUGUUGCUAUUACUGGAGCAAGAACAGUAGCAUAAUUGGAAGAAUCAUUGGGAAGCAUUGAAUUAUUAAAGAAAUUUGAUAAAGAUUUAGAUGAAAAAUUAGAGAAAGUGUUUGAAAAUGCACCAAAAUAAGAAAUGGAUUUUAGAACAUUAAAACCAAUACCAAAUAGAAGAUGAUC
Messenger RNA from Paramecium pentaurelia, 1128 nucleotides. NCBI's taxonomy places the organism in Eukaryota, Ciliophora, Oligohymenophorea, Peniculida, Parameciidae. The record is from the annotation of a GenBank genome assembly.